Messenger RNA from Polyodon spathula (Mississippi paddlefish), 1924 nucleotides. RefSeq names its product nuclear protein MDM1-like. The transcript is spliced from 13 exons. Lineage: Eukaryota; Metazoa; Chordata; Actinopteri; Acipenseriformes; Polyodontidae. The record is from RefSeq and is a predicted model, not a curated record. Gene Ontology annotation, biological process: negative regulation of centriole replication. Gene Ontology annotation, molecular function: microtubule binding. Bases 1 to 1746 code for a protein of 581 amino acids.
AUGGUCCUUAGUGCAUGGCUUCACUCUGAAGCAGGUUUAAGUGAAUACAAGAAGAACUACAAAUGGAAGGGUUGGAGAAGCCCCUCCCCAGAGCACAGAGCACCCUGGGCAGGACUGUGCUCUGACCAGCUGGGAAUAACCAAAGAGCCCAGCUUUAUUUCCAAGAAGAGAGUGCCUCACGAUCGGCCACAGAUCUCCAGGUCCUUUCAGUGGGUUAACAGGGUCCUGCAGAAGAAGGCUGGGCUGAAGACAGACAUGCGCAGGAGCUUGGUUUACAACAGAAAUAAGGAGGUUCCUCCGUUCAAGUCGGGCAGCUUUGUGCGUGAGAGCAAGUACCAGAGGAACUUCAAGAGCUCCCCUCCCCCCAAAGAGCUGAGCCUGCGCACGGACCUGGAGGAGCGAGAGGCAGAAAACAUCUCGCCGACCAGCAACUCAAAGGUGUCCUUCAAGAUACUCACACGUGGCUCCAAGCUGGUGAUGCUCCCCCCACACCUCUGCUUCACUUACUCUGUGAAGGAGCUGAGGGAGACGGCAGAGGCUUAUAGGAAGAGAGCCCAGGGAACCCACUUCUCCCGAGAGCACCUGAACCAGAUUCUCUCAGAGAAGAACCAAUUCUGGGAGGUGUCUUCCUCCUUGACCCUGGAGGAGUCUGCCAGUGAGGACAUCAGAGCCCUGGACCUGGCCAGAACAAUGGUUUUGAAGAGAAGCCCCAGCCCAGCGAGGUCUGGUUCUUGUUCUCCUGUGCAGAGUGACACUUCUGCCAGGAAGUCUCCAAGCGACGACACAGAGAAAGCCAGCCUGCACAGUGGAGCCACCCUCCCGGUGAGGAGACUGGCCUGGGGAGAGGAGGAGAACGAACACGAGGAGCAGGAAACCCUGCGGAGAAGAGAGGGAGAGCAGGCCCAGGAAGAAAAGCAAGACGAGCAGGAGAAAGAAUGGUUUAAGUGUGAACUUCAGGUUCUCUUUUGUUUUUUCAGAGGCAAACUUGCAGGACAAAAGUCAUCUGCUAGGUCUGGCUCCAACAUCACCCCUGUGUCCUCAGACCUCAGCAAUAAAGAUGAAGGGAGACUCCCCACCCCCGAGAUGAAGAAUCAGGGAGGGGCCCCGAGAACUCACCAUGAUCUCACCACGCCAACAGUUGGUGGUGCUCUUUUAGUUUCACCACCAAAACUGAAGCCUUCACCUAAACAGGACCUACAGACAGAACCCCUUCUUGGAAAACCUUAUUCCCCCCACCAGUACCUUUGCAGAGAGUCUGCAGAGAGGACAUCGGACAAGAUGAGGGAAUGCACCUUCGCAGAGAGGACGUCGGACAAGGUUGAUGUAGCUGGCCCGUCACGGUCGUCCAUUGCGGCAGGGUUGAAAACCAGCGACCCUCUUCCCCUGAGAGAGGACCCAAGAGAGGACAGCAGGCUGGCCGACUCCCCUCCGGCAGCUUUGAGAACUCCUUCCAAGUCUUCAAACAGCACUGCCCCCAAAAACACAGCCCCUGCCUCCCUCUCCCCUCACAGGGAGGCUGUGAGCCGAAUCCAAGGGUCUUUGAGGGACCCAGAGUUCCAGCACAAUGGUAACAUUGGAGGCCCAAGACCAGGCCUGUUUAGAUUCUCUUCCAAUGACUCUGAAAUCUCUGAUAAUGAUGACGGAAUGUCUCAGAUAUCUGCGAGAUCAGCAGCUUCAAGCUCUCUUGCCUCUCUGAUCCUUGAACGCACUCAGAAGAGGAAACACAACUUUUGGGGCAAGAGUUGAUGUGCACUCACAUAUUGUUGAUCAAAUGUUUUAAAUUGUUUAUCUGAUUUAUUAAAUGUUUCUUCUUGUUGUUGACUGAAAGCUUUUGAACUUGGAUGCAGAUUUAAACCAUUUCAUAUCCUGAAUAUAUUUUUAAAGCAUUGGUACUGUCUUAACAACAUGACAUUUUAUCAAACCA